AUGCCACCAAAUAUUAACACCAAAGACAUUCAAAGGAAUUCUUCAACAUCCAGCCACACUUCGUCCCAUAAUUACUCUUAUUCUGAAUUAUCUUCAUCCCAAAAUAACCAGAGUUUACAACCCCCCCAGAUUUCUUCCCAAAACUACGUGGCAUACAUCCAUCAACAAGCUUCUUUAGGUACUAGUUUUUCACAGCCUUAUCCUACAAUCAUUUCCCCGCCACCUUUCCUUCCACAACAACAACAACAACAACAACAACAACAACUUCCAGCCGUCCAUUCUUCUGCCCCUUCUAACCCAAUUAUUCCCGCUACUACUACUACUACUUCGAUAAAUAAUACUAAUCUUACAACAACAAUGUCAACACCUAUCCACCCAGUAGCUUAUAAUCAACAAACUGAAUCUCUCCAACGUUCUGAAUGUCAAAACUAUCAUCAUACUAACCAAAUGGCUCACUAUUCCUUUACUGACUCUAGUGGUAGUGGUAGUGGUGGUGGUGGUGGUGUUGCUAGUCAAGAAAAUAUACAAAUAUUUACUUCUACAACACCUACUACUCCUACUUCUACACAUACUUCUAUUACUUCUAUUACUUCUCAGGGUCCAUCUUUCCCAAUUCAUCAUCACCAUCCUCAUCCUCAUCCUCAUCCUCAUCCUCAUCCUCAUCCUCAUCCUCAUCACCAUCACCAUCAUCCUCCUCCUCCUCAUCCUCAUCCUCAUUUAUCAACCAAUCCAUCUUCAAUUUGCAAUGCAAAUUCCUCUUCUCAAAAUCCCAUUGUUUCGCCGUCCAAACAAGUCCGUUAUUCUCCCACUUCCUCGUCUCAUAAAUCAAGCUUUGAUAGCUUCAUUUUUGAUGAUGAUUAUGGUUCUCAAGUAUUACAUUCGUACCAACAAUACCCAGCAAGUCAUCAACAAAAUAAUCACAAUGAUAAUAAUAAUAAUAAUAAUAAUAAUCAGCAUCAACAUCAACAUCAACAUCAACAUCAACAUCAUCAAAUUCCAGUGGUAAAUAAUGAUCAUACUUAUCCUACCUCUCCUACUUCUUCUUCUUCUCAUGAAAAUCUUAGUAAAAGUGUUGUUGUUCAAAGUUCUACAUCCAAACAAAUAGAUGGAUUCUCUACAAAUCAAAAGAGUAGAAACACCCAUCAUAAUAAUCAUAAAUCCCAUCAUAAUUCUAAUACCUAUCAUCAACACCAUCAAGCUAACCUUCAUUCUCAUCAAGAAUCAAAUUAUCAUACCCAUACCCAUACUCAUCCAAAUUCUCAACCCCAACAUAAUUCUAUUCCCCAAUUGCAGUCUCAUCUUCAAACUAAAAUCCAUUCACAAAAACAGUUUCAAUCUCAAUUACAAUCUGUUCCUCAACUCAAUGCCAACUUUAUCCAAAAUUCAUCUCCUUCUCUUGUUUUCCAUGUUCAGACAGAUCAACUUUCUAAUUUACCUCUUAAUCCAAACUCUAAUAAAACAUCUUCUGUCCAACCAAUUCAAGUCCAAAAUCCUGUCUCAAGUAUUGGAAGUGUAACUUCCAAAACAUUGACUCGUGUAAAAGUAGAACAAGUCUCUUCAAACUCUCACUCUAAACCUUUGGACUUUAAUGGUCGCCCAAUCAAAAAUUGGAAAGGUCGGUGGUAUAAAUGCAGUCAUUGUGAUAGAAAGUUUCUUCACUCAGAGCUCCAUCUUUAUGCCCAGCAUAUUCAAGAACUUGAGACUACUCAUGGUGUAAGUUAUGUUAAUAGGACUUUUAAAUGCUUAGAACCUACUUGUGAAUGGAGUAAAAUUGGGUUUACAAGAAAACUGGAAUUUAAAAAGCAUUUUGCUAGAAUACACAGUAUUCCCAAAGUUCAAUGUCCACUUUGGAGACCAGAUGACCAAGAAGCUCAUCCUGGGUCAAAUAAAUGUUCAACUAGGUGGCAUACCGAUACUGGAAGUUUAAAACGUCACUUAGAAAAGGGUCAUAAUGUGACUGCUCAAUUCACGAAUUGA
Molecule: messenger RNA, 1977 nt
Organism: Magnusiomyces paraingens
Lineage: Eukaryota; Fungi; Ascomycota; Dipodascomycetes; Dipodascales; Dipodascaceae
Exons: 1
Coding region: 1-1977 (658 amino acids)
Source: RefSeq, a predicted model, not a curated record